AUGGAAUUGUCGCCCUCGCCUGCCGCGAGCCGCUCCAUCAUCUCCAUAACGGACUACUUCUUCCCUGCCGCUCCUCGCUCAGCCUCCCAUACAACGACGCGGCUCCGCUCAUCCGUGACACUCCUCUCAACGCUUUCCUAUCGACCCCUAUCCACAUGCUUCUCCGACCCUCGACACGUCCUCUCCAGUUCCCCAACGCGAUUCUUCUACGCCCGGCGCUUCUUCACCUCCGCCUCCACGCGCGCACUUGCCCGCGAGCACGUUCACGAGCACGUUCCUUGCCCGGAGAUCGAUCUCGAACAGCUUGCACAUAUCCUCCCGGAGCAAGAGCUACGUGCCCAACGACAUGACCCGAUCUUCCUCAGCCGGCGUCGUCCUGCGUCGAGCAACAUCGCCAUGCUGAUGGCCUGCACGAUCCAUCGUCGAAGGCCGCUAGCGACAUACGUCCUCCUACGCCCGCCAAUCUCCGCUUCAUCGCGCGUUUCACCUUCGACGUCGAUGCACGAGCGCCCCCAUCCUCGCCCGGAGCGCCGCGAGCUCGUCCGCAUCCGCGCCUUCGUCGGUAUCGAGGUCGCUCGCCGGCGGCGCACGGUGCCCUGCGCGUCAUCGCCGAUGAGCCCGCGCGACGAGGACAAGAUCAACGCUAGAACAUCGAAACGGUUCAGCUUCACAGUACUCAGGGAUCGACGAAUGGAGGAAACUCACCGACGAGCUCCUUCUGUAUGGCGGAUCAUCCCGCCGCCGGACUUAAACACCUUCUUGCUGCCGACCGAGGCUCUCCGCGACGUCGCUCGCCGCCUCCGAGCUCAUUUCGAGGAUGCUCGAGCGCUUGAUGCAGAGCGCCAUCGCGCACUGCGAUCGCGCCGCGAGCGUCGGGCGUGCACAAAGUACUCUGUCGAGAAGGAGCACACGACCGGCGCCGUGUUCUUGUCGUGGGAUACGAGGGCGUUCGUGCACGGGUCCUUUGGUCGUCUGUCGUAUGUGCCGUGGCGGGGGCGGGCCUAG
Molecule: messenger RNA, 1005 nt
Organism: Punctularia strigosozonata HHB-11173 SS5
Lineage: Eukaryota; Fungi; Basidiomycota; Agaricomycetes; Corticiales; Punctulariaceae
Exons: 3
Coding region: 1-1005 (334 amino acids)
Source: RefSeq, a predicted model, not a curated record